Messenger RNA from Pyricularia pennisetigena, 2091 nucleotides. RefSeq lists its product as uncharacterized. The transcript has 2 exons. The coding region runs from base 1 to 2091 and encodes 696 amino acids. NCBI's taxonomy places the organism in Eukaryota, Fungi, Ascomycota, Sordariomycetes, Magnaporthales, Pyriculariaceae. The record is from RefSeq and is a predicted model, not a curated record.
AUGGCUCAGGCUGUGGAAGCCAGGUCGCUAUCGCGACUUAACGCACUAGCUGCAAACCCACCUCAGUAUCCAGUCAACCCAACGGAGCAGAAACAAGAGCCAUUGAUAUUAUACAUUUCCCGCGUGCCUGGCUCACGAGAUGUAAUAUUUUCGCCAUUCAAGCCGCAAUUGAAAAAUGUGACGGGCGAAGAUGUGGCAAACUCCCUUUACUACAUUCACCUGGAUACACCAUCGGACUUUGAUUUGCAAGAGGUACCAAGCACGGCUAGCAGCAAUGAUGGCCAGUUUCCCAGGCCAAGCUUUGAGACUUCUCCCACAAGUAGAGGUGCCGGCGCAGCACCCCGAUCACCUAUUGCAAGGAAACCAUUGCCAGCUUCAGCAAAGGCGUUGUCAAUAAAAUCUCUGCCGGCAACGACACCAGCAGCAGCACCAGUACUAUCCCGAGAUCAUGAACCCGACUCCCCAACCGGCGCAAAGCAUGCACCAGUCAUCAUCAACCCGAAUGAACCGCCGCCUGUCGACAAGCACGUGCAGGAGCCCAAUAAUGAUAUUUCUGAUACUCCUGAAAAGCCACCUCCAAUUCCUCUGAAGGACGGUAGCCCCAUACAAAGGUCCCCAACGCAGCAAGUUCCCAUCACCAGAAAACCUCUGGGGCCCCGAGCGCUGAGCACCCAGUCUACCCGUUCUGUAAACGAGGGAACAGGCAGCCUUCUACAGCCAAAUCAUAACCCAGAUGUCCGUCCCAACUCGCCGGGCUCUACAGCGCACUCGCCUGUUGACCCCCAACUCAACACACAUAUUUCAGACGGCCCAACAGUCCAGCCACCCCGAUCGCCAUCGCCAAAAAAGGGGCCAAAGGACCUGGUGCCUUUCACGCUGACGGUCAUUCGAAGAGAUCCCUCCACAGGAAACCAGUGGAACGUCGGCAAAGUAUCUUCAUAUCAACUCCUCAAUCCUACGGUUCCAACUCUGGACCCCGAAGCGCCACCCUCGUAUGCCGAGUUGGCAGGGCUGGCGCCGACGACCACAACGGCGGCAGCGCUAUCCGUGCCACCAAACAUUAGCAUCCGUCUGGAAACCUCUGGUUAUGCCAAAUUUCGUGGAAAUUUUCCCACUCGAGACAGCAUUGAUAUCAACCGCAGACAGCGAGCAACAUCGGCUGCGUCCUCGAUUACAGGAACUAGUACAGACUCGCUGAGUAUCUUGCGAGGAAGCGGUGCGGUUACCGGCGAGGACUUUUUCACACGCCAGCUGAUAAUGAGCUACCAGAAGAGCUGGACCUCCAACAUCAGAGAAGCAUGGAGGAACAGGAAUCGAAGCAAUAGCAGCUCGCCUCCCCAGCGUGAACCUGAACGACCAUUAUCACCUCUCGAACCACCUCCUAUCUUGCCAUUCCAAGGCCGGACCAGAAGCAAGUCUGGUGGGUCUGUGGAAUCUCUUAGCUCACCAAACGGCUCACCUACCAAGGGCUCAUUCUCGCUACAGGCUCUACGACAAAAUCAAAAAAGCAACGGCCACGGCCACGGCCACGGCCACGGCAACGGCGACCAUGAUCCUCGCCAGCUUAUCACAACCCCUGGGCCAGGUCUUAAGCCACGAGGAUAUGCGUUUGCCAGCCCGUGGGACGGGAUUUGCGAAUUCCGGACCAGCAGCAGCGGGCGCGGCGUUAAAUGUGUCCACUCGCUUCCCGGUGGCCCUCUUCACUCUGACGGAGGGACGCCUAUUGGGACGACCGUCAGCGAACUGCGCUUCAACCUCCCCAGUGCCGAUAUGUUCCGAGAAAAGGGUCAGGAGCUGCAGGGGAAACUUGAUCGUCUCAAGGUUGAUGGACAGAAUCGACUCCAGGAGCAAUGGAACAAAGGUCACAGACGGGCGCAGAGCAGUGUGGAUAGCAACACCUAUUCACACAAUAGCGACGAUCAUGGCGACGUCGGUUUGUCACUAGGCAGAGAGCGGGCCGGAGGAGGUAACCGAGGAAAGCGGGCCAAGCUGGGAAAGCUCAUAGUAUAUGACGAGGGACUGAAGAUGCUCGAUCUGGUAGUGGCGGCCAACGUUGGUGUUUGGUGGGGUGCAUGGGAGAGGAGUUUUUGA